GCCUGCCACAAGCCAGAGUCGCGAUGGCCUCCCCGGUGCCUCUCGCCCUGCUGCUGCUUCUCUUCGUGCCCAGCUUGGACGCCAUCGAUCGUAUGCCAAAGAUCCAAGUGUAUUCCAGGCACCCAGCCGAAAACGGGAAGCCAAACUACUUAAAUUGCUAUGUUUCUGGAUUCCAUCCACCACAGAUUGAGAUAGAGUUGCUGAGAAACGGCGAGAAGAUGAAGUCAGAACAGUCAGACUUGGCCUUCAGCAAGGACUGGUCUUUCCAUGUUCUGGCCUUUGCUAGUUUCACCCCAACUGAUGUUGAUACAUUCUCUUGCAAAGUGACUCAUGUCACUUUCAAAGAGCCCAAGAUUGUUAAGUGGGAUCGUGAUAACUAACCUGAAUCAUGAAGGUUUGAAGAUGCCUCAUUUGGAUUGGAUUUCAAAUUAUUUUCCUAACAUUAUUAGGAAAUGCUUUUAUGCUUUAUGUCCAAAAGUCAAGAAAUUAUAUGAGGUUUACCUCAAUAUUUGACCCAUCUGCUUUGUAACUGUCACUUGCUAUUAAGAGCUUAGGGGCAUGGAGAGAUAUGAAACAGCAUUUUCUUGGAUAAAUCUGAGCUAUUCCGUCACCUCUAAAAGCAAUCCUGUAUAACAUAAUUAAUGCAGUGUGAAGGAUGUAGCUCGAUAGUAAUCAACAUGUCUAAAUAAAUUG
This is a messenger RNA of Suncus etruscus (white-toothed pygmy shrew), 693 nucleotides long. RefSeq names its product beta-2-microglobulin (gene B2M). Lineage: Eukaryota; Metazoa; Chordata; Mammalia; Eulipotyphla; Soricidae. The record is from RefSeq and is a predicted model, not a curated record. The coding region runs from base 24 to 380 and encodes 118 amino acids. The transcript is spliced from 4 exons. Gene Ontology annotation, biological process: immunoglobulin production involved in immunoglobulin-mediated immune response; peptide antigen assembly with MHC class II protein complex; antigen processing and presentation of exogenous peptide antigen via MHC class II. Gene Ontology annotation, molecular function: MHC class II protein complex binding. Gene Ontology annotation, cellular component: MHC class I protein complex; MHC class II protein complex.